AUGGCUCAUGAGUGCGGCCCAAGGUGGCGUGGUCGCAUCGUGAAGAACGCACGCUCUGGCGUGACACUUGUCGCAAAAUUGGGAACUGAGAGCGCGACUUGCACUCUACCACAGGAUCUUGCCACAGGCGGUUCAGACAAGAUCGGAAAGCAGGUCGACGAUGCAGGAAACGCCCCUUGUGUGGUGACUCUCCACGGAUAUGACUACAUCGUCGUCGAGAUGAUGGUACAACACAUACUUGACGACGAGUACCAGCUAGACGACACCCAAGAGCUCGCCAACUACCAACUGACUCACCUGAAGAAAGCUCAACCUGGUAUCGAAGACAACAGUAUCACCGUACGUGUUGAAGGACCUCUAGCAGAGCUCCACGUCAAGGUAUAUCUCUGCGCGAAAGAGAUGGAGAUGCCGGAACUCCUCCACAUUGCUAGAAGGAACAUCCGGAAUUCUCUCCUCACGGACUCUCCUACUGCCGAACAGUUUAUCAACAUUCUGGAGAAGCAUAAGUUGUACGAGCCGUCAGAGCACAUCGAAGAGAAGCUUCUGAACGUGGUCGCGGCUUGUGGAGCACUCCAUCGUCCUCGCUGGCUCCAAGAAGGUGGUACAAAGUAUCUUGAAUUCCUCGGAAACCUCGGAACCUCUCGAUAUGCGAAGUACGAGGCGGCGGCUGAGCGAGACUGGACCGUACACAACCUCCAACAUAACCCCAAAGAGCACGCCAUUACCUACACCCCCGCGGAUCAGCACCCAGCGAGCAAGAAGCGACUGUCGGCUGAUCCUUCGCUUGACAUGCGAACCCCCAAGAUGCGUACUGUCGGUACAGGACAAGGUCAGCGUGGAAAUAUCGGCGGUCGCCUUCUCCAGCGCCCUGGUUCGAGCAAUACCUACCAACCUACUGUCGAGGACCACAGCGAUUCGCCUACCCCCCGUCGUCGUGACCAUGGAAUCUCGGCCAAUCGUACCAACAAAGCACUGCCGCCUACACCCACGCCAUCUGAGCUGGACAGGUCUUGGCAGUCUAUGGGCGGAUCCAAGGCGUCUCAAGGUGAGAAGGCAGCCUCGUCUGCAAUGAACCCGGCGACAGGUCUUCUGCGUACCCCUCGUCCAGGCUCGAGCCUACGACGGAGCCAGACAGUCCGCGGUGAGACCGAUGGCCCUGAAGAUGUCGAUGGACCGGAUCUCUUCGCCGACUUCAAUCCUCCGUUCGCCUCUCAUACUCCACAAGGUCCUAGUCCCGUUGCUCCGCGAACUGCGCGCAACCAAGGAGGUGAUCAGCCGACUUCGGACCAGACCAAAGUCGACCGUCAAGAUGCUAGUGAGCACGCUGUUCCCGAGAACGUCGAUGACUCUAGCUUCAUCCCCCUGAUCAGUUCAUCCGACCACGGCAUGGACGACAACACCGAGGUCCCACGUAUCGAAUACAGCUUCGAAGAGGGCAACACCACCAUCCAGGUUCCCCAAGUUCCCGCCCUCGUACCCACUGUCGCUGCUCGUAGCACAUCAGAUGAGACUGGUGGUCGUGAGAACAAGCAAGACACCAGCAUGACUGAUGCGCCUGCUGACGGAGACGUUAAAGUCAAGGAUGAAGAUCGCAUGGAGGAAUAG
Molecule: messenger RNA, 1605 nt
Organism: Alternaria metachromatica
Lineage: Eukaryota; Fungi; Ascomycota; Dothideomycetes; Pleosporales; Pleosporaceae
Exons: 3
Coding region: 1-1605 (534 amino acids)
Source: RefSeq, a predicted model, not a curated record